Molecule: messenger RNA, 1353 nt
Organism: Gloeophyllum trabeum ATCC 11539
Lineage: Eukaryota; Fungi; Basidiomycota; Agaricomycetes; Gloeophyllales; Gloeophyllaceae
Product: RNA-binding domain-containing protein
Exons: 4
Coding region: 1-1353 (450 amino acids)
Molecular function (GO): RNA binding
Source: RefSeq, a predicted model, not a curated record
AUGUCCAGCGCAGCAAGCUCGAGCUCCUCGUCUUCUUCGGACUCGAGACCGUCGUCCCCACAUAUCUCUCGCAAACGCAAAAGAACCACGGCCGUCAAAGACGUCGCGUCCGAUGAUGAUAGCUCUGGAUCAGACGGCUCCGAUUCUGAGGUAGAUGAUGCGCAUGAAGAUGCGGUAAACGGCGAGGACUCCGACACCCCAGUGCUCUCUCAUGCAGAGAAGAGACGGCAGAAGAAGAAACAAAAAGGGGAAUCUAAAUCGGCGGAAGAACCUGCGAAGGCGUCCGGGAAGAAAUCAACAUCUGGGGACAAGUCGAAUUCUAAGCCAGAGAUCCCCCAGCGGCAGAACUCCGUCUGGGUCGGCAACCUCUCGUACAGAACAACGCCGCAGUCUAUUCGCGAUUUCUUCAAGGAUGUAGGCGAGAUCACGCGGGUACAUAUGCCCAUGAAGGCGGCGAAGGGGCCUGGUGGGACGAAGGAAAAUCGCGGGUUUGCGUAUGUAGAUUUUGCGUCGCCAGAUGCGAAGGUCAUUGCUAUCACGCUCUCCGAGCAGGAGCUGGAUGGUAGACGGUUACUGAUCAAGGACGGUGAUGAUUUCACCGGCCGCCCGACGCCAGCUUCAGGUCCCAACGCCGAGAGCCCCGCGGCCCCGGGCGCGACAACGAGCACCCACUCCCGCACCGCACAGAAAAUCCUCUCCUCCCAAAAGCAGCCCCCUGGCCCUACCCUGUUCCUGGGCAACCUCUCCUUCGAGACGACGGAGAAGUCGAUCCGGGAGAUGCUCGAAGCGCACCGGCCGCGCAGUAGCGACAAGGAAAAGGACAAGCCCGAAGAGAGCGGUUGGAUACGCAAAGUCCGUCUCGGGACGUUCGAAGACAGCGGGCACUGCAAGGGAUGGGCCUUCGUCGACUUCACGUCGACGGAGCAUGCUACUGCCGCGCUCACGAACCCGAAGAACCACCACCUCGACGGGCGGAAGAUCGUGGUGGAGUACGCCUCGCCCGACGCCGUCCGGCGGGGAGGUGGGCUCGCCCUCCUGGGGAAAAAAGACAAGUACUCGAAAGAAGGUAGAGAGUUCAAGGAGCGCAUCAAGGAGACCUUGCCAAAGAGGCACCACGCGAAACACGCUGUCGAUGAGGGGGGAGAUGCGGAGGGCGCUGACGAGGACACUGCUGAGCCUCCACCCCCCAAAGAGAAACGCGAGAAGAAAUCAGAUCCCAGAAAGAGCGGUAAGGACUCCAGACGAGAUUCCACUAGCCGGAAGGUCAGAGCCAAGCCCGGCGCAGCGCUCGCGCAGGCGCCGAGGGCGUCAGCGACCAUUGUCCCGAGUCAAGGUCAGAAAAUCAAGUUCUGA